AUGGCAGUAUUCAGGGACAGGCAGUAUUCAGGGACAGUUGGUUUAAAUCCUACAUCACCCCCGCCAGCCCCUUUAGCUGCAACCAGCACCAGCAUUAGCACCACCUCCUGCAGCACCACUACUAGCAGCUACACCUCCAUCUACACCUCCUGCUGCAACUCCUGCUGCAACUCCUGCUGCACCUCCUGCAACAACUCGUGCUGCACCUCCAGCUGCACCACCAGCAGCAUCACUACCAGCAGCUACACCUCCAGCUACACCACCAUCUACACCUCCUGCUGCACCUCCAGCUGCAACUCCUGCUGCACCUCCAGCUGCAACUCCUUCUGCACCUCCAGCUACAACCCCUGCUGCACCUCCAGCUGCACCACCACCAGCAGCUACACCUCCAGCUGCAACUCCUGCUGCAACACCUGCUGCACCUCCAGCUGCAACUCUUGCUGCACCUCUUGCUGCAACUCCUGCUGUACCUCCUGCUGCAACUCCUGCUGCACCUCCUGUGGCACCACUACCAGCAGCUACACCUCCAGCUACACCUUCAGCUGCACUUCCUGCUGCAACUCCUGCUGCACCUCCUGCAGCAACUCCUGCUGCACCACCAGCUGCACCUCCAGCUACAACACGUGCUGCACCUCCUGCUGCACCUCCAGCUGCACCACAAGCAGCACCACUACCAGCAGCUACACCUCCAGCUGCACCUCCUGCUGCAACACCUGCUGCACCUCCAGCUGCAACUCCUGCUGCACCUCCAGCUGCACCUCCUGCUGUACCUCCAGCUGCAACUCCAGCUGCACCUCCUGCUGCAGCACUACCAGCAGCUACACCUUCAGCUGCAACUCCUGCUGCAACUCCUGCUGCACCUCCAGCUGCACCUCCUGCUGCACCACCAGCUGCACCUCCAGCUGCAACCCCUGCUGCACCUCCUGCUGCAUCUCCAGCUGCACCACCAGCAGCACCACUACCAACAGCUACACCUCCAGCUGCACCUCCUGCUGCAACACCUGCUGCACCACCAUGCAUCUGCUCGUGAGCCCUUCGUCACUGGACUGCGGGGCCAACGCUCUUUAG
Molecule: messenger RNA, 1068 nt
Organism: Tachysurus vachellii
Lineage: Eukaryota; Metazoa; Chordata; Actinopteri; Siluriformes; Bagridae
Product: keratin-associated protein 5-4-like
Exons: 3
Coding region: 1-1068 (355 amino acids)
Source: RefSeq, a predicted model, not a curated record